AUGGCGUCCGCCUCCGACCGCGGGAAGCCGUCCAGUUCUGCCUCCUCCAUCGUCGCCGACAAAUCGGUCGGGUACCACGACCUCAAGAUCGACGGCUGCGCGCUCACCGUCGGCACACCUACCGAACGGCUCAUCAAGUCCUGCCCCUUCACCGUCGGCGGCCAUCGCUGGCGCAUCUGGUUCUACCCCUUCGGCGGCCUCCUCGGGUACGUUUCGCUCUACCUCGUCCUCGACGACGACAUUGUGGCCAAGAGCGUGACGGCGCAGGUCCAGUUCAGCGUCAUGCUUGAGAAGCGAGCGCUGUUCUUUGUCAAGUGGGAAAAGAAGAAAGCCCUCUCCAGAUCGGCCGAUCUGAAAACCCAAGGCGCUGGUGCCUGCCGGGAGUGGUCAGUGUUCGCCAAGAGGGAGGCCUUGGGCACGAUGGCGAGCCACGGCGGCGGCUCCGUGACAAUCAGGUGCGACGUCACCGUCUUCGACGCGUUCCGCGCGGAGGCGGCGGUGCCCAAGCCGAAGCUAGCUCCCGUGCCGCCGUCCGAGCUGCAGAAGCACCUCGGCGACCUCCUCCAGAGCGGACGCGGCGCCGACGUCGUGUUCGAGAUCGACGGCUGCGAGCGGUUCCCGGCGCACCGGUGCGUCCUCUCCGCCCGAUCGCCCGUCAUCAGCGCGGAGCUCUUGGGAGCGAGGGCGAGGGAGGGCGACGCCGCUGCUGCUGCGCCGGCCGGCGUCGUGCGCGUGGAGAGCGUGGAGGCUCGGGUGUUCAGGGCCCUGCUCGGCUUCGCCUACACGGACGCGCUGCCGGAGGUCGAGAAAGUGGAGGAAAACUCGGUGUACGCGGACCUGCUCGCGGCGGCGGACAGGUUCAGCUUGGAGAGGCUGAAGGUGAUGUACGCCAACAAGCUGUGCGAGCGCGUCGACGCCGGCACGGUGAAGACCACCCUCGCGCUCGCCGAGCGGCACCGCUGCGACGGCCUGAAGGAGGCGUGCCUGGACUUCCUCGCUGAUCCGGUGAACCUGAGGGCGGCCAUCGGCACUCAUGGCAUGUGA
Messenger RNA from Setaria italica (foxtail millet), 1044 nucleotides. Its product is annotated as BTB/POZ and MATH domain-containing protein 1. Lineage: Eukaryota; Viridiplantae; Streptophyta; Magnoliopsida; Poales; Poaceae. Gene Ontology annotation, molecular function: protein binding. Bases 1 to 1044 code for a protein of 347 amino acids. The record is from RefSeq and is a predicted model, not a curated record. The transcript has a single exon. Gene Ontology annotation, biological process: protein ubiquitination.